AUUUUUUUAAAUGGAAGAAGAAGACUGCACUAUUUUUAUUGAAGAACUUAAAAGCGAUGAUCCCAAUCUAAAACUCAAUGCUGUAUCCAAAAUUGUAUCAAUUGCCUAAAUUCUUGGACCUUCAAGAACUUGCUAAGAACUCAUCCCUUAUCUCAUUGAUAUCAUUGAAGAAUAAGACAAUGAAGAUGAAUUCCUAAUCAAAUUAGCUAAAGAAUUAGUUAAUCUUAAACCUUUCACAGGUGCCAAUGUACAUUUACUAAAUGCUCCUCUUGAAAUUUUAAGUUCAAUGGAAGAGCCAUUAGUUAGAGAUAAAGCAGUUGAAUCUUUAAUUUUACUUGCAGAAGGAAUGCCAAAUAGUAAAUUUUAUUCAUCUUAUUGUUUUUAGGUUUUUUUGAAAAUCACUUUUUUUAAAUUGUCUAAUAAUUAGGUCAAUGGGAUAAUUUUCCUUCAAGAAUAUCUGCUGCUAGUCUCCUUCCUCUUACUUAUAAAUAUGUUUCAUUAGAAAAAUAAAAUACUCUUUGGGAUUUAUUUAAAUAACUAUGUGGAGAUGAUACUCCAAUGGUAAGAAGAGUAUGUGCUGGAGUUUUGUCUGAUCUUGCUAAAAUGAAAUGCCAACCUUAAUAAUUAUUAUAAUUAUGGGAAGCUCUUCUCAAAGACCCUAUUGAUAGUGUUAAAAUUAAAGCAAUUGAAGGAUCAUAAUACAUGCUUAAAUUAAUUGAUGACGAACAUGAUUUAGAAACAUAACUUUAAGGAUAUUUUGCUCUUGCUGAUCCAAAAGAAAAAAGUUGGCGUGUUAGAUACACUGUUCCAGAAUGUUUGGAAAGUAUCAUAGAUAUUAUUGUUAAAUUAAGUAAUUGGUUUUCAAAUAUUUUAGAUAAAAAUAAAAGUAUUUUAAAAAAUCAAGCUGUCCCUGUAUUUUAAUAAUUACUUAAAGAUACUGAACCUGAAGUAAGAUCUAUGGCAUUAAUAUCUGUAUAUCAUCUAUUAAAAGAAUUGCCUUCAUCUAGCAAAGAUGCAUUCUUACCCUAAUUUUAAACUUUAUCAACAGAUACUUCUUAACAUGUUAGAAUGUCAUUAGCUGAAUAAAUUUGUAAAAUUUCUAAAUAAUAUUCUGUUUAAAUUGUCUUAUAAAAUUUUAUACCUUUGAUUACUUCAUUGAUUAAGGAUGAUGUAGUAGAAAUCAAAAUCAAACUAGCUCAUAAUUUAGAUCAAUUAUCUUAAGCCAUAGGACAAGAAAAUUCGAAAAAACAUUUAGUACCUCUUAUACAAACAUUUGCAUCUGAAAAGUAAUGGAGAUACAGAUUAGAAAUGAUGUCAAUCAUACCCAAAUUAUUAAAAGUUGCUGGUUAUGAUAGUUUUUUAGAAUUAUAAGAAACUUAUUUAGAAAAAGGAGUACUCAACCACUAUUAAGCAAUUAGAGAUUAAGCUAUUGAGAAUUUAAUACAAUUGAAUGAAACUUUUGGAUAUGAUAAGAUCAGAGAAUUCGUUUUAUAAUGUAUCAAUAAAUAAUUUGAACAGCAAAAUUAUAUCUAUCGAGUUUCAGCUAUGCAUAGUAUAGCAAAAUUAAAAAAUACAUUAUCGAAAGAUGAUCUAGUAAAUUUGUUCAAAGUAAUCCAUAUAAAAAUUAUUUAUCAAGGAGGUAACCCAAAAAUCUUUGAAUGACAAAGUUCCUAAUGUUAGAUUAAAUAUUUUUAAGUUGUUUACCGCAAUUCAAAAUAAAUUAGACAACAAGACUCAAAAUGAAUUCAAAAAUAAAGCAAGAAUCUUAUAAUAAGACUAGGAUAUUGAUGUGAAAUAUUUUGCAUAAAAAAUUUGA
Messenger RNA from Paramecium sonneborni, 1816 nucleotides. The record is from the annotation of a GenBank genome assembly. NCBI's taxonomy places the organism in Eukaryota, Ciliophora, Oligohymenophorea, Peniculida, Parameciidae.